This is a messenger RNA of Phacochoerus africanus (Common warthog), 752 nucleotides long. RefSeq names its product IQ motif containing F3 (gene IQCF3). Bases 1 to 561 code for a protein of 186 amino acids. Gene Ontology annotation, molecular function: calmodulin binding. The record is from RefSeq and is a predicted model, not a curated record. The transcript is spliced from 3 exons. Lineage: Eukaryota; Metazoa; Chordata; Mammalia; Artiodactyla; Suidae.
AUGGCUAUCUCCUCAUCUACCAUCCUUCCUGCCUCUGCCAGGGCCAAUGGAGCAGCGACCAGAGGGGGAUGUGAACACCUGACCACUGUCCCCAAAACCAUGGGCAGUAAAUGCUGUAAGUCUCAACCAGAUGAUGAUGCUCCAGAGAGAGAGAGGCAGAAGUUGCUUCUUGCAAAACAACGCCAAAGAGCAAGAAUGAAGGCAGCUGGGAAGAUCCAGGCCUGGUGGCGUGGCACCUUGGUGCGUAGGACCCUGUUGGCUGCUGCCCUCAGGGCCUGGAUGAUUCAAUACUGGUGGAGAACAGUCACAUGGAGGCAGUUGGAUAAGCGACGGCAGAACUCAUUGAAGAUCUAUGUAAUCCAGGAGCAGGCAGCAGUCAAGCUCCAGUCGUGGGUUCGCAUGUGGCAGUGCCUUCAACGUUACUGCCAAGUAUGCAAUGCUAUCUGCAUACUUCAAGCUCCAAAGAGCUGCUUCACCUUCCAGACCAGUGAUGUUUCACCGGCCCAAUAUGGAGGCACUUACAACCAGCCAGAGUUCCAUAUUGAAAUCCUAUCAGUCUAAGAGUGCUAUAGGGUGGAGAACUGGCUCCACCACCCCAAUAAAUGUCUGACCAGGUUUUGUGCGUUUCAGUGACUUCCACGCGAUGGGAACCAAGGAUUCAGGUCUCCCCCUUCUCUUCUACUGGGGGAAACAUUUCAAUAUAGGUACCUCUAGAUUUUCCACUGUGGCACAAUGGAAUCAGCAGCAUCUCG